Aspergillus pseudonomiae is the source of this 2361-nucleotide messenger RNA. RefSeq lists its product as uncharacterized. Gene Ontology annotation, cellular component: COG complex; Golgi apparatus. NCBI's taxonomy places the organism in Eukaryota, Fungi, Ascomycota, Eurotiomycetes, Eurotiales, Aspergillaceae. The transcript is spliced from 3 exons. The record is from RefSeq and is a predicted model, not a curated record. Gene Ontology annotation, biological process: intra-Golgi vesicle-mediated transport. Bases 1 to 2361 code for a protein of 786 amino acids.
AUGGCGUCAGACGGCCCAGAUCCACAGAGCUUGAAGUCAUGGCAGGAUGCAUUCCAGUAUCCAAUUCCUACUGUGCGCCGUGUGGAACAGGAGCUCCGCCGGGACAUCGCCAGCAAUAAGGAGAAGCUCCGAGCUCUUGUUGGGACGAGAUAUCGAGAGCUUGUUGGAACGGCCGAAACGAUCGUAUCGAUGAACCGCGAGAUGCAGGAGGUGGAUGCGACCCUGGCAGAUGUCGGCCGAAGAUGCAACCCACGAUUAAUGGAGAAGAAAGUUACACAUUUCAGUCAAAUCAAGGGAGAUAUUCACGACAAAGGCGCAAGCAAACGAGCCGUUGGAGCCCAGCUUGCUUUGCUUCACCGCUGUGAGACGGCUAUAUCUCGUGUAUUGAGGAGGCGUGAUUCUCUUCUUCUAGGAGCCAAGCUUGUGGUUGUGUCUCGACUCCUGCAUAAAGCACUGUCUCAGCAAAAGACCGUUCCGCCAUUUCUUGAAAGCCUACGGAAUCAGAUUGCUUCACUGAGGCAAACCCUUUUGAGAAGAGUCAACAAGUGCCUAGCCUCAGAUUCAUCAACAGCGGAUGAUAUCAUUGAGGUCUUAGCUUCUUACUGCCUAGCUACGAGCUCCUCCUCCGAAGAUGCUAUUCGUCACUUUCAUAGGGUACGAGAGGAGGUCAUUGAGAGCCAGCUAGGGCUUGAUGACCCGUCAGGAGGAAACAUUCUGAAGGCCUUGGGACUAUACGUUAGUACACUUCAAAUAUCUAAGAUCUUACUUUCCCGUCGUCUAUCGGAUGUUCUUGGCAAGUUGAAAGCACGCCCUAUCCUGACUGAUCCGGAAAUUCACAAUCUUGACGACCUGAACCUUGAUGUUUUGGGGCGCUGGGUGCCACCCGAUGUGAGUAACUUCACACCUUGGAUCAAACUGAGCGAGCUGUCCAAGUCCGAAGUUGAGAAAACACUGAAAAAAUGGUCGAGACAAGCCUUUGAGAAAUUUGUCCAAGGAUGUCAGAAGAACUUGGAAAGCUGGCUAGGCUUCACAAAGUUACUUUCGCUUCGAGAAAAGGCCUUGGAAUUCUGGCUGCGCUCCUGGACCUCGACAAUCACACAUUCAUCCCUUCAAGUGUUAGAAGGCCUUCGAGGGAUCUUUAACAACCGUCUGAUGGAUAUCUUAUCUGAUCAAGCAAGGUCGUUGACAGACUUUGGCCAGGAUAUCACAUCUAAGAUCUCAGCCUGGGACAAUACAGAUCACGUAGCCGCUCAGUCACUUUGGGAUCAUGAACUGAUGGUCUCCGAUUACUCAAAUGGCGCUGACGCCUUCAAAUCAGCCAUUGCUGAUAGACUCCUUGGCCGUGAUGGAGAGGUUUCUAAUAUGUUAAGGGGAUAUCAAUCUUGGCUCACAUCUAUUGAAAAGUCCAAAGAGGCCAUUGAUGAACUACGGCAGAUCCGGUGGAAAGACAUUAUUGAGGAGGGCGAUGAUGAAGACUUUGACCAAGAUACCACAGCGGCAUUAAGCGAAGACGACCCUCGACUGCUACAGGACGCACUUCAGUCUGCUGUUAGGAAAGCCUUCGAUGAUCUUCAAUCUUCAUUUGGCGAUGCAUUCCAAGCCUUUGGAGACACGAAUCAUAGUGGAAAGGCUGCAUUUAUUCUUAGACUCAUCAGGCUUGUUCGGCGAGGCUUCCCCAACCAACUUAUUACCGAUGAAUUUACUUUCUCGAGAGAUAUUGUGCCUCAGUUGCAGGAAAUGCUUGCCACUGAGGUGGUUACGCAAACAUCUUUGUCGAAAUUGCUAGCCAAACCGGGUGCUCGGGUUCCAGGUAGAAGCCUUUGGGAAGGCGAUCCUGAACUUCCGAUCCAACCAUCUCCCUCUACUUUCAAGCUGCUACGUCGCCUUGUAGGGUCCAUGGAUCGUUGCGGCCCGGGGCUUUGGGAUGUCACAACCGUUCAAGUUCUCAAGCGAACCUUACAAAGGGAGCUCUCAAACACUAUCCCCACGACUAUCGAAGCUCUGAGCUGCUGUAACACUGAUAAAAGCGAAGAAAAUACCGAUUUGGAUGGGGGAAAAUCCCCCAGUGAAGAGGAAGGUCAAAACAGUGAAGAAGAUGAGCGGGCAAAGGGUGAAGACAUAAACGAGUCACGAAACGCUCACGAUCUGAAACUUCAACUCUAUUUUGAUACGGCCUAUCUGAACAAUGCGUUGGCAGUGAAGGGCUCCGAACAGAAUCUACUAAUGGACGUUCUAGAAAAGCUUCGCGGCGAUCUUGGAUCUGCGGAAAACACUGCCAGAACCAUGGAACAUAAUGCUGCUGAGUAUUGGAAGCGUACCCAACUGUUGUUCGGGCUUUUAGCAAUCGGUGGGGGGCAGUAA